Molecule: messenger RNA, 1570 nt
Organism: Theobroma umbraticum
Lineage: Eukaryota; Viridiplantae; Streptophyta; Magnoliopsida; Malvales; Malvaceae
Product: perakine reductase-like
Cellular component (GO): cytoplasm
Source: RefSeq, a predicted model, not a curated record
CGUUUGGGUCGGGCCGGGCUUGCAAAUGCCAAAAUUUGGCAAUGGCAUGUGAAGUAAAAGGCUGUAGGUGUGUCCCAUUCAAUCAACAAUGAAAGCAUCUUCAAAGUGGAACUGAGCAUUGGAGUUUUGGCUAUCUGAAAAUGGAAGAGAGGGUCCAGAUGCCAAGAGUAAAACUAGGCAAUCAAGGCUUGGAGGUUUCUAGACUAGGUUUUGGAUGUGGAGGACUUUCUGGAAUAUUAAAUGCCCCUCUGUCGCAUGAAGAUGGAUGUUCAGUUAUAAAGGAAGCUUUUUACAGUGGUAUCACCUUCUUUGAUACAGCAGAUGUCUAUGGAGAAAACCAUGAUAAUGAGAUCAUGGUUGGCAAGGCCUUGAAGCAGCUUCCCCGAGAUCAAAUUCAACUAGCAACAAAAUUUGGUAUUAUUGUUUUAGAGGGGUUUCAAUUUGAGAUCAAGGGUACCCCUGAAUAUGUUCGGUACUGCUGUGAAUCUAGUCUUAAGCGGCUUGAUGUGGAUUAUAUUGAUCUCUACUAUCAGCACCGUGUGGACACUUCAGUGCCAAUAGAGGAGACAAUGGGGGAGCUUAAGAAGUUGGUGGAGGAAGGAAAAAUAAAAUAUAUUGGGUUGUCAGAAGCUAGUGUUGACACAAUAAGGAGAGCCCAAGCAGUUCAUCCUAUCACUGCCUUACAAAUGGAGUAUUCUCUUUGGACCCGUGAAAUUGAAGAUGAGAUAAUUCCACUUUGCCGAGAGCUUGGGAUUGGGAUGGUAGCAUAUAGUCCUCUAGGUCAUGGCUUCUUUGGUGGGAAGGCAGUUGUGGAGAGUUUGCCCAAUGGGAGUUUGAUUGGGAUGCAUCCAAGGUUCUACGGGGAGAAUUUAGAGAACAACAAAAUCAUAUAUAAUCGGCUUUCCAAUCUGGCGACAAAGCAUGCCUGCACAGUUGCUCAACUCACUCUAGCAUGGUUUCUACACCAGGGAGAUGACAUAAUCCCUAUCCCUGGGACAACUAAAUUUAAGAACAUUAAAGAAAAUAUUGGUUCCUUGGCACUGAAGCUUACACAAGAGGAUUUGAUAGAAAUAUGCAAUGCUGUGCCUAUUGAUGAGGUGAGUGGCCCUAGAGAAGCAGCCAGUUUAUCUAAAUAUGCCUGGAAGUUUGCUGAUACCCCCUCAAAUAUGAAGCAUGUUACACAAAAAGAUAGAGUUCAUCUGGAGUAAAACAUACUUGUUGAAAAUGAAUGAGAAAAGCUGAACUUCUUGCUCGUAACUGAGAGCAGAUCUCUUGGAGAAGAGCUGUACAUUUGUGAAGAAUAAGAAGUGUUCUAACACUAUCAUUACUGCAUCAGGAAUUGCACGCUGUGCCUCUGUGGAUAUGAAAAUUCUCCUCUGUUGUUAUCAAGGUAGCUUGUUCUUGGAGAAAAUAAUGCAUGUCAUGUUGAUAACACAAGGAGGCAAAAUCUUCUUUGUGAUUGAAUUUGUAAUGUACCGUAUAGAGUUGAUCUGCUCAUAACUGUCCUAGUUGCUUCAGAGAACUCUCUCCAAGAAAGGUACAACUAAUAAAAUAUUACCUAGUCCUGAAA